Messenger RNA from Leptidea sinapis, 7461 nucleotides. RefSeq names its product mitochondrial coenzyme A transporter SLC25A42 (gene DPCoAC). The transcript is spliced from 6 exons. Bases 1194 to 2045 code for a protein of 283 amino acids. The record is from RefSeq and is a predicted model, not a curated record. Lineage: Eukaryota; Metazoa; Arthropoda; Insecta; Lepidoptera; Pieridae. Gene Ontology annotation, biological process: transmembrane transport.
CGAGUUUAAACGGCUUUGUUCAGAUUCUAAGUUCUUAAUAAUUUCAUUUUUGUCUGAAAUGAUUUUCUUGAGAUCACAUUGUUGGUGGUUCAAGAAGUCUGUCGAUUCAGUAAAUUCGUUCUUAAGUGUAUCUAGCAACUCUUCCUUUAGUUUGGGCAAGACCAGAUUUAUCUCACUUUUAAUCAUAGUUUUAACCUCUUCUCUAAGAAGACUUUUUAAAUUAUGCAUGAAUUUUGAAUCAGGUGCAAGCUUCGUAUCAAUCAAUGAACUUAUAUUAUUUAACAAUGAUUCAUUUAAGGUACCGCGUGGUGAACACUGUGGUGAGUUAUCAUAGGUGAACUCCGUUUUAUUUUUAUUAAUGUCUCCUUCAACUACUGGAGUCUCCAAGAUGUAGCUUGACCCUUUCUUACCACUCUGUUCGCAAUAAGUGCACCUCCAUUUGGCUUUAUUCAUAGGCAGAAUCUUAAAGAACUCAGUGUCACUCAUGGAGGCACACAGGGAGUGAAAAAUUCCAGUGCAAGUUUUGCAUUUCAGAUAAUUAUCUGUGUUUGUGUUUAUAGGUCUAGCACAUUCUUUGCAUUUCAUAUUGAAGUUAAGUUAAUUGUAAGAAUAACAAACCUCGUAAUACCAACAGGUUAAAAGUUCUCGUCCAAAAGGUCUUACACUUUUAACUUCACUCGUUCACUUUAGGCAAUGAUGAUAAUUUAGAUAUUUGAUACACUUUUACCAAUAUUUAAUAUGUAAAUGAAUUAAUUUUAUCAACUGUAUAUAUUGUUGAUGUGCACUAAACGAAUUUAACACUAAAACUCACUUUCAAAUUACACUUUUGUUGUACUACGUGUCACAAAGAUGUUAUGUUUGCUUACUUGAGGUGUUACCUUGACGGAAGCAAGAUGCGACGCGAUGUAUUGUCAUUGGUUCUUGAUAAGUGUGCAGUUUCAAUUCAAUCCAAUAUUUUACAAGUGGGUAAAGAUCAUGUUGAAAGUUUCAGUUACAUACUAACAUACGUAUGAAGCUAAUAAAAGCGUGUUAACAAGAAGAAGCCCGCUGAGUUUCUUCUCAAAUCUGAGACAUAAAAUUUUAAAUUAGUGGUUGUUUAUGACGUUCUAUAAGUGGAGCUGUGUCUGUAUCGUCGAUGUUCAGAGGCUGGCGGGCGGCGGCAACUGUCGGGCGGCGUGCUGGUGAGCACGUCCAUGGUGGCGGGCGCGGUGGCCGGCGCGCUCGCCAAGACUGCCAUCGCGCCGCUGGACCGCACCAAGAUCAUCUUCCAGAUAUCCAAUACGCCGUACACGUGGCGCGCGGCGUGGCAGUUCUUGACGAGCAGCGCGCGGCGCGAGGGCGUGACGUCACUGUGGCGCGGCAACAGCGCCACCAUGGCGCGCAUCGUGCCCUACGCCGCCGUGCAGUUUACCGCGCACGAGCAGUGGAAGCGGCUGCUGGGCGUCAACACGCCGGGCGCGCCGCUGCGGCACCUGGUGGCGGGCUCGCUGGCCGGCGUCACGUCGCAGAGCCUCACAUACCCGCUGGACCUGGCGCGCGCGCGCAUGGCCGUGGCUGACUACCGCUCGCUUCGCGUCGUGUUCAGCCGCGUGGUGCGCGAGGAGGGCGUCCUCACGCUCUAUAGAGGAUAUCCUGCCACCGUGCUUGGAGUGAUCCCCUAUGCAGGCGUGUCAUUCUUCACCUACGACUCGCUAAAACAUUGGUACUUAGAUUACUUUGAUGCAGCUCCAAACGGCGCCGUGAACGUGUUGUUCGGAGGCGCCGCGGGCGCGCUCGGUCAGACCGCGUCGUACCCGCUCGACAUCGUACGCCGCCGCAUGCAGACGGCGCCGCGCCGGCCCGACUGCACCUUCCCCUACCCCGACAUAGUGGCCGCGCUGCGACACAUAUACAGGACGGAGGGCGGCCGCGCCUUCUUCAAGGGGCUCAGCAUGAACUGGGUGAAGGGCCCCAUCGCGGUGGGCAUCUCGUUCGCGACCUAUGACCACAUCAAGGCCACGCUGCGGGACCUGGCGCUCACCCUGGCCUCGCGCGACGCCUUAUAGCUGGUGCUAUAAGGCGUCGCCAGCACGCCAGGAUAGGUACAAACAAUGUCCGACAUUUACCUCAACGAGGCUCCUUCUACGGGACAACUAUUGUUAUUGAAAUUAAAAAUAGAAUUUUACGACAUUCGAAAUAUAAUCAAAAAACUUAAUAUAAAAUAAUUUAAAUAAAAACAAAACUAACAAUAAUUAUUAUAAAACUUUAGGUACAGUUUAUGAAAUGAAAAAAUAUUGUAUUCUUUGAAAUUAAACAGGAAAAACUGUAUACAUACUGUAUAACUUGGGGUCAUGGUCCGAUAUUAGUGCCGCUACGCGACUGUCCACUGCAUAAUACCUGACGAUCGUACAACUAUAAUGUACAAAUAACAUAUUGUAUUGUUAAUAAUAGAGAUGUCGGAAAUGCAUUCAAAUGAAUUAAUUACUAAUAAUUCAGUUAUAAAAUAACAUUGUCUAACGAGUGCUUAAAGACUCUAGUUUCUAAAAUUUCGCCAAAGAAUUUUAAAAUGUCACGUUAUAAAAGUUAAAAUAUAAUGGUUAUAUGCGAGAGAAGUUUGAUCAAAAUACUUCAACGAAGUUAAGUUAUAUUAUUUGUUACGUCUGGACAAUCACUUGCUAAUAUUAUCAAUUAUUGUAUUUCUUGCACUGCUUGUUUGUACUAUACACACUUGCGAAAUGCUAAUGUGCGACCAUCAAUCAAAUUGUAUGUUUAGAAUUCAACCUUUUAAAGUGAAAACUUCUAUAGCAUCGUUGUGAUUUAAAAGUGGAUGAAAUGAAAAAGCGACAGUAAAAGAGAAAGCACAUUAAUUCAUAAGAUUUAAACUUGGGAGAAAAUCAGAUAAGAAGCAUUAUACAGUGUUGUGGUACCAGGCGAUUAUAGUUUAAGAAGAGAUAGUCUUGUGUAUGACGCGAGUAUAUAUAUAUAGUAUAUUAUAUAUAGUACCUUAAUAUAUUCUGACGCCAUGCUCACGACGUAUUACUAUAUAGACACCGGGAGAACAUAAAUAUGGUAGCGGUGAUAGUACCUAAUGUCUUUCAUAGUGGUUGAAAUCAUGUCUCAUUUAAGCAACAUGUACCAGGACUUCAUAUGCAGUUAACAGGUUCAUGCACAAUGCAGGUUUCACUUUUGACAUGUAUACUUUGUACGCACGCAAUUUUUUUUUAUAUCUUUCUUGUUUUCUAUAAUAUUAAUUGAUAAUAACGUUACAUUUGUCGUGUACGUCCACUUAUAUUGUUGUGUUGUUUGCUAUUGUUGUUUAUUGUUAUUUUUUGUAUUGAAAUAAGUAUUAAUGGUAAAAGUGAUUUAAUGGAUUAAACAGAGUUUCUAUCAGAUAUACUAUAUUAUUUUUUAUAAAAAAGGAAAAUACUUAUUAAUACAAUAAUUAAAAACUUAACCAUUACAACAUAUUGUAAGCUGUACCCGUGCGCGUACAUUCUAGUUGCGGGUGACGUCACUCGGGUGUCAAUAUGACGUCAUAGUUGGUGCGGGCGUGCUGGGCUGAAUGCGAUGUUGUUUUGUUGUCAUUGUUCCUUCCAUCAAAUAUAUACUAGAUUCAGCGUUCCGAAUCGUACCUAUAUCAGUGGGAGGCUCCUUUGUACAGGAUGCCUAUUACUAGAUUACGGGUACCACAACGGCGCCUAUUUCUGCUGUGCAGCAGUAAUAUGUAAGCAUUAUUGUGUUUCGGUCUGAAGGGGCUCCGUAGCUACUGAAAUUGCUGGGCAAAUGAGACUUGACAUUUUAUAUCUCAAGGUGACGAACGCAAUUAUAGUGCCGCUUAGAACUUUUGGGUUUUACAAGAACUCUGACCGACGCUGCAUUGUAAUGGGCAGGGCGUAUCAAUUAGCAUCAGUCCUGCGUACGUACUGCGUACGUCCUGCUCAUCUCGUCCCUUAUUGUCUAUAAAAAAGUAGCUAUAUGUCAUUAAAUCAACUUAAUCAAUAACCCUAGCACGGCCCUUCUCGGAAAUGCAAAAUUGUUCUAAAAGUAUUUAGAUUAAAAUCAACUUUAUUAGUGUCUAUUAAAGUUUAGUUUCGCCUUGUGCGUAAUGAACAUUGGGCUUGUCGCUCCGUACUGACUGACAGAGUUGACAGAGAUGUUGACUUGUUUGAUGCGACGCCAACGUGUGGUGAAGUUAUUCGUUUAUCGAAGUCUCUCCAAACAAUUGAAAUAUUUAUGAAUGUUGAUUAUUAAGUAAUGUACAUAUAACUGACAUGUACUUACUAAAACAAAUAAACUUGUUCUGAAACGUCACUAUUACGACGGUUAUUACCGCAGCUCUUAAAAGCACAAAGUGUUUGUGGUUGUACCUUACUAAUCCCUGUAUAAAUGAGAAUGUAAGUUUGUUUGUUGUUGUACGCUUUUACGCCUAAGCCACUGAACCGAUUUUGAUUAAAUUUGUUACAGCGCUAGAUUAGAACUUGAGAAAGGACAUAGGCUACAUUAGGAAAAAUCCAUGGUUCCCGUGGGAUUUGUGAAAAACUGAAAUUCACGAUGUUGACGUUCGAUGAGCUAGAACUAUACCUAUAGUAGCUUUAAAUUUGCCAUGGCAAUGUUCCUCGAAAUAAGUUUCAUUUAUUAUGUUGGGAACGGGAGCGAAAACGGGAACCAGAACUGGAAUAGGACAUGAGAUAAUGUUCAAUUCCAAACUUGCUUAUUAUUUUUAAAAGCCCAUUAUUUACGCGGACAAAGUCGCGUGCAUCAGCUUGUAAGAAAUAUGUUCGUUUGUAAUGUGAUUGAUAUUUGAUGGAAGGAUCGGUCAGUGACCUUGUCUAUUAUGAUAUAUUGGUGAUUAUUAAGAUAUAUAUUAAAUAUUAACUAGUUUAGAGUUUUGUGUAUGGAGACUUUUAUAAUAAUUAUUUUUAUAUCUAACUCGGGUUCGGUAAUGUAACGGGGAAUCUCGACAAUAAUGUAAUUUACUUUACCUUAACGAGUUAACUUGGAUCAAACAUUGUGGAAACCGUCUCCGUGACGCUCCCCAAUGAUCACCAGGAAUAAUUAAUGUUACUACUACUAGUAAAGUAAGGUCAUUGGUCAAUAUAUUAACACCGGUAACUAUGUUGAUAACAGUAGUACUAACUAGUGUAUUUGAAUAUAAUAUGAAUAUGUAAUUAACGAAAAUAAACUUUAUUUAUUUACAAGGAUUUCAACGUAUUGUGUGCUUUACAGCCUGCUUGGUCACGACUGCUGAUUGUCCAAACUGUUCCUAGCUUAGAGUUUUUCAGAUCAAAUCAAAAUUAUUUAUGUAGGUUAAGGAAAUGAUACUUACGUAUGUCUUUAUUACAUUUAGUACUACUUCGGUAAAGGUUGAGCUUUAAUGAGAUGGCAAUAAGAGAUAUUUACUAUCCCAUAGGUGGUAUUUUCGGUGCAAUUAAUUAAUAGGUGCUUAUUUCUGUAGAGUAAGUUAUUCUAUAAGGGUGUUAAAAAAUCUUGUACUGUAUCUUGAGGUGUAUAGUGGUAUAAAGUAGUGAGAACAAACAAAUAUUAAUUUUCAGGAAAUAGCACAUUAAAAAGGAAAACAACGAUUAUAAAUAUAACCAAUUAUAAAAGGGUGGCAGUUCUGCAGCUAUUUACUUAUUUUUCAACGCCCACCCACCUAUUUCAUUCAUGUGCCAUGCGAAGGCUGCGCGGGUGACGCGUCGGCAACAACGAUUGGACCGAGGUCAGGGCGAUGACCGUAGUUUACUCAUAAAACAAAUGAGUCAGAGUCUCUCAAGAUCUUUGAAACCAUUUAAUAUGAAAUGUUCUUUUUACUGUAGCAUUUAAUGUAAGGUGUUUUGAUAUUUUAGUUUAUUUUUAUUUAUUUGUCUCCGCAUUGUACUACAUAUCCGAGACAAUUAUCGUACAGGACUUUUUUAACACGUUUUUAUAUAUGUAUGUGAUCGACAUUUGAACAUUGAUAUGAUAUUAUAAUAACCAAACUGUUAAUUAUUAUUAUUUAUAUUAAAAAAAAAAUUAUAAACAAAAAUUAUUUAUAUAAUUAUGUAGCUAUAAUUUCAAGGUAUAUAUAAAUAUCUGGUAAUGAAAUUUGAAUCUAGUAAGAUUCAAAAAGGCAGUAGUCCUAACAUAACAUUCAGUGCACAAAGCUGUCUAACCCUAAAAAAAGUUAUGAGUAAAGCUCGCCGCUUGAUUAAAUAUUAUGAGAAUUAAAAAAAAAAACUUGACCAAAUAUUCAAAAUUACAAUAUAUAUAUAUUGUGAUAUCAAAAUAUUAAUUUUUUCGUAUUGUUGCUACAUUUGCGUGUUAUAAGUAUUAUUUUAAUCGCGGGGUUAUGAACGUACUUACUGUCUGAGCGAUCGAUCACUACAUAGAGGAUGUUAAUACUAGUUUUGAAUGAAACGUGCAGUGAUUUGACAUAAGUUUGAUAUAGUAGUGAUUACAGUAUCGUUUUUAGAUAUACAUCUAUAUAGUUUGGUAGUUUAAUUUUAUGAACAUUUUUUAGGAAAAUUUUUGUCUACCUGGAUGAUAUAAUUGAUUUUUGUCGUGGCUUUUUUAGGUGUUUUCAUUCAGGUUUAUUGUAUAUUAUUAUUAUUAACUGACACUAAAAAGUAAACAUUAAAAAAAACUACGUUUUAAAAAAACCGACUUCAAAAUCUAAAAGUAUCAAAUAAUUAAAAAUUACCCCUUAUGCAAACAUUUACCUUUAAAUAUUUAUAAAAUACUAUUAUUUAUAUGUGGUACAUAUUGAUAGAUUUGAAGUCGGUGUCAAGCCAAAUGUAAUAGUAGGUACUAGGUACCUACACUCGCCACGCGUGACUUUGAGCAGGAUAGCUUAGUCUAGACUCUAGAACAAAACAACCCAAGCGGACAGACACGCGUGGCCAGACAACUUUAAUAAUUACAGUAAGUAAGCUGUUUAUAAUAUUAAGUUUCAUUUUGUUUAGGGCUUGGCACCGACUUAAAACAAUAUAAAUAUUGGAUUUACUUACAUAUUCUGUGUUAAUAAGUGUAAUUGGUUAUAGGCUGUUCUUGUUAACAAUAAAUAAAUAAAUAAUAGUAUUUUAAUAAUAUUGAAGGUUGUUAACAGGUGUAUUAAAUUAAAUUUUUAGUUAUUUGACAAUUUUCAGUUUUUGAAGUCGGUUUUCUAAAACGUAGUUUUUUUAUUUUUUUUACUUAGAGUUUCCCUAGGCUUUAUCAGUAAUGAAUUAAAAGUGCAUAAAAUGUUAUGUAGUGACAGAGAGGACAAGAGUUCCAUAUAUUAGUGGCUUGAAGCACAAAUGUUUGAUGUCACAAUAGUGAUUUGGUUUCUAUCUUGUGAGGGACAUGUUCGUACAUCAUCUAUAGAGCGUCGUUGAUGAACCACAUUGUAACCAGCUGACAAUAAUUUAUACAAAAACUUAAAGUAAGAGUUUUGUAUAUAGUGAGGUACACAAUACAGUCAAUUUAUAUGUGCAUGCUGUUAUAUAAUAAAUGUUUAAUAAUAUA